Pochonia chlamydosporia 170 is the source of this 1854-nucleotide messenger RNA. RefSeq names its product transcriptional regulatory protein GAL4. Gene Ontology annotation, biological process: DNA-templated transcription; positive regulation of transcription from RNA polymerase II promoter by galactose. The coding region runs from base 1 to 1854 and encodes 617 amino acids. NCBI's taxonomy places the organism in Eukaryota, Fungi, Ascomycota, Sordariomycetes, Hypocreales, Clavicipitaceae. The record is from RefSeq and is a predicted model, not a curated record. Gene Ontology annotation, cellular component: nucleus. The transcript has 6 exons. Gene Ontology annotation, molecular function: RNA polymerase II cis-regulatory region sequence-specific DNA binding; DNA-binding transcription factor activity, RNA polymerase II-specific; zinc ion binding.
AUGGAUAUCGAAUACAAGCGUAAGCGCGUUGCCAAAGCCUGUCAAAGAUGCAGGUCUAUGAAGUCAAAGUGCGACGGACAUCGGCCAUCGUGCAGCAGAUGUCUGGGUUACGGAUAUACCUGCAUUUACCGCCUACAACGCCCUCGACUACGAACUGGAACAGACGAGCGCUUCAGUGCAGAUAUUUCCGAGAACUUACCGGACUUAUGCGAUGCCAUACACCAGCAAGAAAGCUUACUGGACCAUGUGAUUUCUCUCCUUCCCUCUGGUCCGGAACAAGAGGAAGUCCUCCUGAAGAGGUCGAGCAUCAAAUCACAGAUUGAUGACGCCAUCUCCAGUACGAGAUCUAAUGUUUCACCACGCGCAGUUGCUAGCGAAUCUCCUAGCGCAUCACCUUCUGGUCAUGUCGAUCGGUCACCAGGAUACCUGGGGGAGGUUAGCGACAUUCGAUUUGUGAAUCUGGUGAAGAAGAUUCUGCAGACUCAAGAUGGGACUGCAAUGACGCAAAGGGAUUUUGAGAGUUAUGACCAAGGCGAGAGCCUGGUGUUUUCUGACAAGGUCACAUCUCCGACCAUGCUACUGCCUGUCUUCGAGGAAGCUAAGCGAUACAUCAAUGCGUAUUUCACAACCAUCCAUAUCGCUUAUCCCUUUAUCCCUGAGUCAAUCUUUGUUCAAGAGUACAAGACACAUCGAGACCAUGACACUCCCCAGGCGCGGAACUGUGGCAGCAAUAUCGAGACUGCGCUACUAUAUACGAUUUGUGCCAUUGGUGCUCAUUAUACAACUCUACCUGGCAAGGAUAAUGGCGUAGAUACGCUACAUGAGAAGUUUUUCUCUUGUUGGACCAUACUAGGCCAAGCCGUUCGUGUAGCUCAAAGCAUUGGGCUGCACGUAGCAAGCGAGGAGUCAGAUAGUACACAAUGCGGUCACUCUCCAGAGAUUGAGAAACGACGUCGCGUCUGGUACUCCAUCUAUGUUUUAGAUCGGCUACUUUCACUACAGCUUGGUCGACCUCCAGCUAUCCAUGAUGACGACUUUAACGUCCCGUUACCAACGCGAACGAGUGAUGCCGAGAUUGAUUGGACCGGCGAGGUGGUGGAGGAGAGAACAAGUAAUGGGCCGUCAUCGGGGGACUAUUUUAUUGCACGAAACAUGUUGGCCAUAAAGUAUCAUCAUCUUCGGGCCCUCAUCUACCGCCCGUAUCUAUGUCAUCCGCUACUAAUGCACCUCGGUGACCCCAAUACAUCUUUUAGCCAGUUAGAUUGGCCAUUGAUUCGCACCUACGAGCGAGCAUGCAUUUUGGAAGCUCGCGAGACGGCUCGCUUGCUGCACGGGAUCUCCAGCAAAGAGGAGCUAGUUCAUGGGUUCCCAUGGUGGCAGAUGAUAUCUUGCUUAGUAUGCGCUAGCUCUAUCUUGCUUGUGUCUAGCAUGUUUGCUGAGGCAACGCUUGAGUCGUCUGAGUUCGAUACCGACGGGUUAUCAGAUGACGCAGAAACGUGUCUUAAAGUGUUUGAUGCUCUUAGUAUCAACUCACCAGGAGCGAGGAUAGCCCGUGACAUGAUGAAAGCUUUGAAGGAGUGCGGCGUGAAGUGGAAAGACGCCGGCGGCGGCACCCCCAGAAGUGCUCAGGAUAGUGCAAAAGCAUUAAAUGGCUCUCCGAGGCUUUUAAACCAGGUCCCUAAUCUAAACACGACCUUGAACUCCCUUUAUGACGGUGACUAUGGGCAACAGCUAUCCAUAUCCGGGGGCUCGGUGCAAACAAACUGCUGCUGGCCAGCGGAAAUCGUGGACUCAAUGGCGUGGUCGUCGCAGUUUUUUGAUUUUGGGUCCGAGAGAUUAGGCCACGGAGAUUGA